AUGGAUAAAGAAAAAGAUAGGGAGAGUCCUUGUAAAAACGACAUCGUUUUCUUCUUCAACCGCCUGACCACUGGUUUUACCCCUUUUUUUUUUUUACAUCUUCCUCUUCCCACUUCCUCUGUCAAUACUCAGACAAGCCAAAUGGAGCUAGAAGGCGAUGAUGGCUCGACGAUUGAAUUGAAAGACGACAGUUCCGAGACUGUGUUUGGAAGAGGCUCAGGGUCUAACACCAAAGACAGAACCGUCUCUCGCCGUCACAUCUUAUUUCACCUCGACAAAACUGAAAACCAUACAGAGCCUAGGGUUUCAUUUCAAGUUAUUGGUAAGAACCCACUCUGGGUGCGAAGCGGCGGUGGUGGAAAAGAGGUUAAGGUUUUCAGGAAGCUCGAGAGGGGUGAAAUGGCAGCCGGUGACUGGUUUUGCAUUUCAAGUCAAAGUCCUGUUUGGUUCAACCUGAAGAGAAUCGGAAUUGGAGAAGAAAGGGAUUUUGGGAGUGUGAAUGGUAGCGAGAGACUGGGUGAGAAUUCAGAAAGUGUUGAUCUUUCAGAAAUUGAUCCUGUUAAAGAGUUUGGAUUUCUGGUAAUUGGGCACGAGUUCGACUGCUAUCCCAAGCAAAGAUUCCGCGAUGUGAAGAAUUGGUAUUGGUUCCUCGAGGAACCUGAGGAAGAUAGCGAGGACGGUGGGAGUUUUGAGAGUAAUAGAAUGAAGAGGAAAGGAAAUGGGAGGAGAAAGAGGAAGAAAGGUGGAGGUAAUGACGAGGAUGAUGAUGAUUGGAGUGGUGAGAGUGAAGAAGAUAAGGAGACUGUAGCGAAAAUAAGAAAGAUUGAGAGAUCAAAACAUUCAACAAGAUCGAAGGAAAAAAAUAAACCCCAUAAAGAUAGAGACAGAAAGAAAGAUUCUUUGCAGAGGAACACUGUGAAUGAUGACGAUGAUGAUGAUGCUGAUGCUACACUUGGAGGCUUUAUUGUGAAUGAUGAUGAUGUUGACGAGGAACAAGGAGGAGAAAGCGAUAAAGAAGAGGAAGAAUUUAUUGAUGAUGAAGAUGAGGACGAGCUAGAUGAUUGAAUUUUAAUAGAAUGAACAGAUAAUUCUACUGAUAUUGUUCAUAAAUGCUAGUUUGCUGCUAACUAAUGCGUUCCUUUUCUCUUUUUCUACACCAUAUGCUACUGUAAUGUUUCUAAGCCUAGCUUGCAUGGAAUUUUCUGUUUACACCAGAGCAGAAAUGAUGUCUAAAAUAGAAUUGAAUUGGUUGAUGCUAAA
Hevea brasiliensis (rubber tree) is the source of this 1260-nucleotide messenger RNA. Its product is annotated as CAX-interacting protein 4. Lineage: Eukaryota; Viridiplantae; Streptophyta; Magnoliopsida; Malpighiales; Euphorbiaceae. Bases 1 to 1065 code for a protein of 354 amino acids. The transcript is spliced from 2 exons. Gene Ontology annotation, molecular function: protein binding. The record is from RefSeq and is a predicted model, not a curated record.